AUGACUACAUAUACUAGCCAGCCUGAUCCUAUGCACCAAUCCUACAUGAAAGACAUUGGCCUAUUAUACCUCGGCCAGCACCAAUCCUACAUGAAAGACAUUGGCCUAUUAUACCUCGGCCAGCACCAAUCCUACAUGAAAGACAUUGGCAUACUUACACCGGCCAGCACUUAUUCUACAUGCACCGGCCGGGGACUGGCCAGCCAUGAUUCUACAACCUUUUGGCACAUCCGGGGCAGGGAUUUUGGUCUUGCGGCGGUCCCAGGGGACGCAGACUUGCAAUUGUCCACGAUGACUGUGACUAGCCAUUUGGAUUCUCGAUGGCGUGCGCCUGAAGUAAUUGGAAUCGAGUGCGACCCUGAACGACCAACUUUCGAGAGCGACAUCUAUUCAUUUGGUGGUGUUAUGUAUUUUAUCAUCUCGGGGGAUGUACCAUGGAAAGAGAAGAAGCAUUCGCAUCAAAUUUCGAUCGAGUUAUCGAAAAGAGUCAAACAUGCGCGUCCCGAUAACAUCCUUGACAAGCAUUGGAACUUCAUCCAACAAUGCUGGUCUUGGAACCCGCAGGAUCGCCCAGGAGCAGCACAAGCCAUUGGAUGCGUUGCAAGGAAAAGUAUCUUACUCUUUGGGGAGACGGGAGUAGGAAAAAGCGCACUCGUCAACCUCAUGGCGGGAGAGGAGUUAGCACCCACAGCUCUUGGCGUGGGCCGCUGUACGAUGCACUCGCAAGAUUAUAAUGUCGAAUUUGGUGGCGAGUCUUAUAAGGUGUUCGAUACCGUUGGACUCGAGGAACCGCAGCUGGGAAUAAAACAGUACCUCGACUCUGUCGAGAAUACCUCCAAGCUCAUCCAGAAUUUGGAUAAACGCGGUGGCAUUGAUUUGCUUCUGUUCUGUGUUCGCGCAGGCAGACUCACUGCUAUGGUGAAGAGCAAUUACAGACUCUUUCACGAAUUCCUCUGCGAGAAGAAGGUUCCCAUUGUUAUUGUGAUCACGAACCUCGAACGUGAGGAAUCGAUGGAGGACUGGUGGAAGAGGAACCAUGAUAUUUUCGAUCGAGGCAAUAUUCAUGUUGCUGGUCACGCGUGCGUCACUGCCGCUGAUAAACAGACACUCAAACACCCACAUCUUUAUGACGAAUCGCGCGUCAUAAUCCGCAACCUUGUCAAAGAACAUGCUGCUGACGGUCAGAAGCAAGCAUGGAUAGGAGGGGACAGUCGGUUCCGGAGCUUCUUUGGUCGGAAUCCGCUUGAGAGCAGGAAGGAUCUUAUCCCUCGCCUCAUGAAGCGUUGCGGAAUGUCUCGAGAACUCGCAACAUCCUUGGCUGAUAUCAUCGAGAAAGACGAGGUAUGA
Messenger RNA from Suillus paluster, 1347 nucleotides. RefSeq lists its product as uncharacterized. Gene Ontology annotation, cellular component: cytoplasm. Gene Ontology annotation, molecular function: GTP binding; ATP binding; protein kinase activity. The record is from RefSeq and is a predicted model, not a curated record. Bases 1 to 1347 code for a protein of 448 amino acids. Lineage: Eukaryota; Fungi; Basidiomycota; Agaricomycetes; Boletales; Suillaceae. Gene Ontology annotation, biological process: protein phosphorylation; signal transduction. The transcript is spliced from 5 exons.